CUUACUAUCAUGGAUACUUUUUCAGAUUAGAGUGCUGUUCUGCUGAGAAAGGAAACCUUCAAAAGUGAAUACUCUUUUGUCAAGCCACAAUCAGGACUAGGGAGGGCUGCUGCUUGGCAAAGAAUGGUUUCCUGCAGAUGUUUUUGAUAUCUCUGCAAUGUCUGGGCUACUUAAUUCAGCUCUGAACGGAUCUUCAAAUCUUCCAGACACGACAGGUAGAUCUUUUGCGGCAUCUUUCUCUUCCCAGUCUGCAGCGGCAUCCCCUGUUUAUCAUCAAGCCGGAACCAUACAAGGGCUGCAUAACAUCCAUGGGAGCUUCAAUUUUCCCAACAUGCUAGGCACGCUAGCAUCAAGAAAUACAACGCUAAAUGGUGUCCCUUCAAGUGGCAUUCAGCAACCUACGGGAAGCCUCUUUAGUGGACGAUUUGCAUCGCACAAUCUUCCUGUUGCUCUUUCACAGAUAUCUCAAGGCAACUCACAUGGACAUUCAGGGGUCACAAACAGAGGAGGUACAGGUGUUGUAGGGAAUCCUGUAUUUAGUAGUAGCAUGAAUGGAGCUAGUGUUUAUAUUCCUGGGUUUUUCCCAACUUCAAUUGGUAAGCAAAGUACUGUUCCAGGAUUGGGAGUCUCUCCAAUUUUGGGAAAUGCAGGUCCUCGAAUGACAAGUUCAAUGGGAAUUGUUGGCGGGGGGAACAUUGGAAGGAGCAUAAGCUCUGGUGGAGGAUUGUCGGUCCCUGGUCUUGCUUCACGCCUCAACUUGAAUGCUAAUAGUGGAUCUGGAGGUCUGGGUGUGCAAGGACCCAACAGAUUAAUGAGUGGUGUGCUUCAACCAGCAUCACCACAGAUGAUUUCGAUGCUUGGAAAUUCAUAUCCUUCAGCUGGAGGCUCACUACAUCAAAGCCAAGUCCAAUUAGGGAAUAAUUUAAGCUCAAUGGGAAUGUUAAAUGAUGUGAACUCCAAUGACAGUUCUCCUUUUGACCUGAAUGAUUUCCCUCAGUUGACUAGGCGCCCUAGUUCUGCUGGAGGGCCACAAGGACAAUUGGGUUCUCUUCGGAAGCAAAAUGUUGGUGUUAGUUCUAUCGUCCAACAGAACCAGGAGUUCAGCAUCCAAAAUGAAGAUUUCCCAGCUUUACCUGGAUUUAAAGGAGGAAAUUCUGAUUAUGCAAUGGAUUUGCAUCAGAAAGAGCAGCUUCAUGAAAAUGCUGUGUCCAUGAUGCAGUCCCAACACUACCCAAUUGGUCGGUCUGCUGGAUUCAGCUUUGGGGGAACAUAUUCAUCUCAUCGUCCACAGCAACAGCAGCAACAUGCUCCUUCAGUCAGUGGCAGUGGGGUUUCCUUUACUACUGCUAACAGUCAGGACAUGAUCCAUUUACAUAACUCUGAUCAUUGGGUCCCAUCUUCCCAUGCGGCCUAUCACUCACAGGUUCAGGCAAGUGGUCAACCUGGAAUUGGAUUGAGACCUUUGAACUCUCCAAAUUCAGUAUCUGGUAUAGGCUCAUAUGAUCAGCUUAUUCAACAGUAUCAACAGCACCAAAAUCAGUCACAGUUUCGGCUGCAGCAUAUGUCAGCUGUUAAUCAGUCUUCUGUGGAUCAAAGCAUGAAGUCAAUGCAGGUGCCACAAGCUGUGCCUGAUCGAUUUGGUUUGCUUGGUUUAUUGAGUGUGAUAAAAUUGAGUGAUCCCAUCCUGACAUCCCUUGCACUUGGAAUCGAUCUGACGACUCUUGGGCUAAAUUUGAACUCAACGGAUAACCUUCACAAAACAUUUGAUUCCCCAUGGUCUGAUGAGCCUGCCAAGGGAGAUCCAGAGUACAAUGUGCCUGAAUGUUAUUAUGCUAAACCACCACCUGCUCUACAUCAAGGGUAUUUUUCAAAGUUCCAGUUGGAAACGUUGUUUUAUAUCUUUUACAGCAUGCCAAAAGAUGAGGCUCAGUUGUAUGCGGCUAAGGAACUGAAUAAUAGAGGGUGGUUUUACCACAGAGAACACCGUCUGUGGUUCAUAAGGGUUGCAAACAUGGAGCCACUUGUUAAGACAAACACUUAUGAGAGGGGAUCCUACAUAUGUUUCGAUCCAAACACAUGGGAAACAGUUCACAAGUUUUUUGGUGCAGGAUAACUGUGUUCUUCAUUAUGAGUUGUUGGAGAAGAGACCAGUGCUACCUCAACAUUAACGGAACAUUUUUUUCAUGUAAAUGAAGUUUCAGUUCAUUUUUCAACCCCCUUAC
Molecule: messenger RNA, 2222 nt
Organism: Telopea speciosissima
Lineage: Eukaryota; Viridiplantae; Streptophyta; Magnoliopsida; Proteales; Proteaceae
Product: probable NOT transcription complex subunit VIP2
Exons: 13
Coding region: 158-2113 (651 amino acids)
Biological process (GO): regulation of DNA-templated transcription; nuclear-transcribed mRNA poly(A) tail shortening
Cellular component (GO): CCR4-NOT core complex; P-body
Source: RefSeq, a predicted model, not a curated record